AUGAAGUCAACCAUUCUUACCCUUGCGACGGCUGCCCUGGCGUCUACCCUCUCUGAACGGUCGACCAGCGCAAGUCCCCCACAAACUCUGGACCGCGUUUGGUCCGGUGUUAAGCAGAGCGGUAGUGGCUUCACUUCGGUGACAGGCACAUUCACAGUCCCAAAGGGCGGUAAAAACUUUGGGCCUUCUAUUUGGGUCGGAAUCGAUGGUUCUACAGAAUGCCCCGGAGGCGGCCCAUUGCAAACGGGUGUCAGACUCACUGGCAAUGGCACAGCGUUCGGAUGGUUUGAAUGGGUUCCCCUGAGCGCACCUGUGUUUACAAAUUUCGAGGUCAGCGAUGGAGACGAUAUCAGAAUGACCAUCAACGCCUUCGGACCUUCCAGUGGCUCCGCUAUCCUGGACAACCUCAGCACUGGGCAGAGCGUGUCGCACACUUUUACCAGCGCCGACGCGCCACCAGAUGCACCGCUGUGCCAAAAUAGUGUUGAGUGGAUUGUCGAGGACUACAACAACUCUGGAGGCAACGACACCGGCACCGUGGCGUCUCCCGACUACGGCACCAUCACGAUCCGAAACGCGUCGGCGCAGGGAUCGGCGGGCAAAGUCACUCCCGAGGGCGGCGAACUAAUUGAGUUGUUCGAUACGAGAACUAGCACUGUCUUGUCGCAGUGUUCUGCUAAGAAUGAGGAGGUUACGUGCAAAUAUGUUGGGCCACCGACUGACAACUGA
Messenger RNA from Trichoderma gamsii, 729 nucleotides. RefSeq names its product aspergillopepsin-2 precursor. The record is from RefSeq and is a predicted model, not a curated record. The transcript has a single exon. Gene Ontology annotation, biological process: proteolysis. Gene Ontology annotation, molecular function: glutamic-type endopeptidase activity. NCBI's taxonomy places the organism in Eukaryota, Fungi, Ascomycota, Sordariomycetes, Hypocreales, Hypocreaceae. Bases 1 to 729 code for a protein of 242 amino acids.